Messenger RNA from Zasmidium cellare ATCC 36951, 1587 nucleotides. RefSeq lists its product as uncharacterized. The transcript has a single exon. Lineage: Eukaryota; Fungi; Ascomycota; Dothideomycetes; Mycosphaerellales; Mycosphaerellaceae. Bases 1 to 1587 code for a protein of 528 amino acids. Gene Ontology annotation, biological process: L-homoserine metabolic process. Gene Ontology annotation, molecular function: homoserine O-acetyltransferase activity; L-serine O-acetyltransferase activity. The record is from RefSeq and is a predicted model, not a curated record.
AUGAACGCCCUACGACCCGUGAGCAGUUUCGCAAGAUCUGCUCCCCGUGCCCUGCGAAAGACCAAUCCUCGAACCCGAUUUGCACCAUUCGCCCAGUCGACAAGAUCGAUAUCGAACGAGCCAGAACGACCCGCUCAAGCCUUUGCCGCACAGCCUGUCCAAGAUGAAGCUCCAUCAGGUCGCUCGAUUUCGAAUCCUCAAUUGUCCUUCCCAUGCCUUGACAAUGCCGAGAAUCGCACGCAAGAGUUGAACAAAAAGCGCUCGUUAUCUGGUCCUGAGCCUUCGUACACGACGGGAAAUCACGAGGUGUUCCACUCGUCAGAGCCGUUUCUGCUAGACUGGGGAGGUGUGCUUCCGUCGUUCGACAUUGCGUGGGAGGCUUGGGGCACAUUGAACAAGGACAAAAGCAAUGCGAUCCUCCUGCAUACCGGUCUCUCUGCUAGCAGCCAUGCUCAUAGCACUGAAGCCAAUCCGAAACCAGGAUGGUGGGAGAAGUUCAUUGGCCCUGGUGCGCCUUUGGAUACCAACAAGUAUUUUGUGAUAUGCACGAAUGUACUUGGUGGAUGCUAUGGCAGUACGGGGCCGAGUAGCAUUGACCCCUUGAGUGGACAGCAUUAUGGCACAAGCUUCCCGAUCUUGACCAUGUCAGAUAUGGUUCGUGCUCAAUUCCGGCUCCUUGAUGAAAUGGGCAUCCAGACAUUGUACGCAAGCGUGGGAUGCAGUAUGGGAGGCAUGCAGAGUCUGGCAGCCGGCGUUUUGGAUACCGAACGCGUGGCUCGCAUCGUCUCUGUUUCUGGAUGUGCACGAAGCCAUCCGUACAGUAUUGCUAUGAGACACACUCAGCGUCAGGUUCUGAUGAAUGACCCCAAUUGGGCGAAGACUCGUGGGAACUACUACACCAGUAUCCCACCCCACACUGGUAUGAAGCUUGCUCGUGAGAUCGCUACCAUCACAUACAGAUCUGGGCCUGAAUGGGAGAAGCGCUUUGGCAGGCAACGAGCAGAUCCCAGCAAGCCGCCUGCGCUCUGUCCGGACUUUCUGAUUGAAACAUAUCUCGACCACGCCGGCGAAAAGUGGUGUCUUGAGUACGAUGCCAACAGUCUGCUCUAUGUCAGCAAAGCGAUGGAUCUCUUCGACCUGGGUGCUCAGCUACAGGAAGCCACUGCCUCGCGACGACAAGCUAACGCCGACAAACUGCAGGGCGCCUUCUUAGAACAAGCCAAGCAAGACCGCUGCACUUUGAGCCUGCCAGACGAACCUUACGAAGAGCAAGAGUCGUCCGCCGACCUGAUGGCAUCCAACGUCUCAGACUCCGCACGCCCAAGCCAACCUUCUGCCGGUCCACCAGAAGAUCUCAUCAAGGGCCUCACAUCACUACGAGAUAUCCCAACAUUGGUACUCGGCGUCGCAUCAGAUAUACUAUUCCCAGCUUGGCAGCAGCGAGAGAUUGCAGAGACACUUCGCAAAGUCGGCAACCGUAGCGUCACUCACGUUGAACUUGGCGAGGAUCGAUCGCUUUUUGGACACGAUACGUUCUUGUUGGAUCUUGAGGGUGUUGGUGGAGAGAUUCGGCGGUUCUUGGGGUGA